AUAAGUGUCAUAACUGCACUAACCACUCUGAUAAACCAGUAUUUUGAGAGUAAUGUGUUUUAGGUAUCAACUUGAGUUUUUGUUUAAAUGUUUUUUUUUAAGACGUGAACAUUUAGUCAGGCACUUCUUUAGGCAGCUUAGUAGUAGGAGGGGCCUUGAACCACGGCAACAGAGAAACACUGCGCGACAACAUUUGAAGUUCUUUCUUUUUGCAGAAUAUCUGUACCGUUUUAUGGAUACAAACGUUUCUGUAAAGAUGUCCUCUCCGCUUUCAAAGCCUCAGAUAAUCACUCACAUUCAGAAGAGCUUAAAUUACACCGUGUUUGACAGCAAAUGGAUUCCCAGCAGCGCCAAGUUUGUCUGUUUGGGGAACUUCGCCAGAGGAACCGGAGUGAUGCAGAUUUAUGAGGUGCAGCACGGAGAGGCUCAGCUCAUCACUGAGGUAGAGAAACCUAAACCUUUAAAAUGUGGAACGUUUGGAGCCACGAGUCUUCAGCAAAGACACAUCGCAACUGGAGAUUUUGAUGGAAAUCUCAAUAUAUGGAGUCUUGAAACACCUGAUGUACCACUUUACACCGUUAAGGCCCACAAAGAAAUUGUGAACAGCAUCGAUGGAGUUGGUGGUCUGGGUAUUGGUGACGGCGCUCCUGAGAUCGUCACUGGAAGCAGAGAUGGGACAGUAAAGGUGUGGGACCCCCGGCAGAAGGACUUCCCUGUGGCCAACAUGGAGCCUGUAGAAGGAGAAACUAAGAGAGACUGCUGGACUGUGGCCUUUGGUCACGCUUUCAACGAUCAGGACCGGUGUGUGUGUGCCGGCUACGACAACGGCGACGUCAAACUGUUCGAUCUGAGAAACAUGUCCCUGCGGUGGGAAACCAACAUUAAAAAUGGGGUCUGCUGUGUGGAGUUUGACAGGAAGGAUGUGAACAUGAACAAGCUGGUUGCGACAUCACUGGAGGGUAAAUUCCACGUGUUUGACAUGAGGACACCGCACCCGACCAAAGGCUUCGCCUCUGUGUCCGAAAAGGCUCAUAAGUCAACCAUCUGGCAGGUGAGACAUUURCCCCAAAACAGAGACAUCUUUAUGACUGCAGGGGGAGCAGGAAACCUGCAUCUAUGGAAGUAGUAAGUAACCAUCUUCAACAUCACUUCACACAUUG
Molecule: messenger RNA, 1160 nt
Organism: Austrofundulus limnaeus
Lineage: Eukaryota; Metazoa; Chordata; Actinopteri; Cyprinodontiformes; Rivulidae
Gene: dnaaf10
Product: dynein axonemal assembly factor 10
Exons: 7
Coding region: 53-1126 (357 amino acids)
Molecular function (GO): protein binding
Source: RefSeq, a predicted model, not a curated record